Messenger RNA from Loxodonta africana (African savanna elephant), 12484 nucleotides. RefSeq names its product PLAG1 like zinc finger 1 (gene PLAGL1). Bases 10186 to 11577 code for a protein of 463 amino acids. Gene Ontology annotation, molecular function: sequence-specific DNA binding; DNA-binding transcription factor activity, RNA polymerase II-specific. Gene Ontology annotation, cellular component: nucleus. Gene Ontology annotation, biological process: regulation of transcription by RNA polymerase II. The record is from RefSeq and is a predicted model, not a curated record. The transcript has 5 exons. NCBI's taxonomy places the organism in Eukaryota, Metazoa, Chordata, Mammalia, Proboscidea, Elephantidae.
AUCUCCCCGCCUUUACUUAAAAAAAUAAAAUAUCUCCCAUUCCCCUCUAGUUACCACACUAUUUCUGUUCCCUGCUGCUGUUCACGCAACUUCCCAGCCCUUACUUUCUCACAGUUCCAUUUUGAUCACAUUUCAGUCAGACUUCGGCCUCCGCCAUUCCACCAAAACUCUCUUGAAUGUCAUCAGUGACCUCCAUGUUGCAAAUCCAGCAGUUAGUUCUCAGUUCUCAUCUGACUUAGCAGCAGCAUUGAUCCAUUUGACCAUGCUCCUCCAUGAAACACUUUCCCCUCUUUCUUCCAAGUGUCCACACUUUCUCAGUUGAACUUCCUUUUUUCCAUGGCUAGUCCUUAUCAAUCUUACUUGCAGAUGCCUCUUCAUUGUCCUGACCUCCAAAGGCACAGCCCUCGGACUUUUUCUCUGUCUACAUGCACUCUCUUGCCUCAUUCAGUUUCAUGGCUUUAAAUAUUUAUAUUUUCUGUCAACUACUGAAUUUAUAUCUCCAGUGUGAACCGCUCUCCUGAACGCGAGACUCAGUGUCCAACUACAAAAUAUCUGAUAGGCAUAUCAAACCAAACCUAUCUAAACUGAGCUCCCUAGCUCACCCCUACUCCCAACCAAACUUUCUUUUUCCUCAGUCUUCCUUAUCUUAGUAAGUGGCAACUCUUCUUUCUGUUGCCCAGGCCAGAAGCCGUGUUCGUUUCUUCUUUCUCUCACCCUCCACACAUCCAGCUGUCAGGAAAUGCUGUCAUCUCUACCUUAAGUACACCCAAAAGAUGAACACUUUUCACCACCUCUACUGCUACCACGCUGGCCCAAGUCUUCAUCAUCUUUAUAUUGUAGUAGUCUUCUAACUGGUCUCCCCACGUUUCUCCUUUCUCCCCUAUAAUCUAUCCUCCAAACAACAGCCGAUAAAUUAUUUAAAACUGUAAGUGUGAUCAUGUUGCUUUCUUGCUCUAGUGUCUCCAGUGCUUCCCUAUCUCACUUACAGAGGCUUAUCAGCCUCUGCAUGAUACAGGCCGCCUGUUACCCCUGACUAAUCUCUUAUUGCUCUCUCACUCGCUGUAGUAACCACUCCAGUUUUCUUGUUCUUACAUCUGAGUUUUGCAAUUGUCCUUCCUACAAAUAGCCACAUGACUUGCUUCUUUACCUCCUUUAGGUCUUUGCUGCAUUGUCAUUUUCUCAUGGCCUUCUCUGGCCAACCUGUUUUAAAUUGCCACUGUUUUCCCCUGCCUCACCCUGCCAGCACUUCCUAUCACUUCAUUCCUUUAUUUUUCUGAUCAUCAUCUGAUACAUAUUUUACUUAUUUGUCUGCCCUUCGUUCCAAGAUAAAGCUGCACAAGGAAGGGAAUGGUUGUAUGUUUUGUUCACACUCAUGUAUCCUCAGCACCUAGAACAGUGCCAGAAAACAACUGCUCAGUAAACACUUGUUGAAUGAAAAAUGAAUGUUCAAAAAAAAACUCCAUUGUAAUUUGGGUUGCAUACCCCAAUAUAUAUUUAAAAAGAUGGGAAGUGGGAUGGGGGAAAGACAGAGUGUAGUAGUUACUGACUUUACCUAAUACACCCUUCCCUUGUUCCCUCCUAACCAGAGAGAUGGGUAGAUGACUCAAGUUGGGGCAAUUUUUGUAUUCUGUCCUUGUGGUGCCCUGGUCCUGGGAUGGCCAUGUGAUCCAAGCCAGACCAACUUGGAGGGCUUCCCCUGGGGUUUUGAUAUUUCUCACUGGAGCUGGAAUAAAGAAAUAUUUCAAAUCUUGUCAUGGAUCCUCUUAGCCAUUAACGAACCAAUAGACUAAAGAUAAACAGCCGUACACUAUAGUAACAUAAAGAAAGACUGAGUAGCCCAGGUACACACUAUAAUAACAUAAAGAAUAAGAGUCUUGUUGUGUGCCAUUGAGUUGAUUGCAACUCAUAGUGACCCUGUAUGACAGAGUAGAAAUUCCCCAUAGUAUUUUCUUGGCUGUAAUCUUUAUGAGAGCAGAUUGCCAGGUCUUUAUCCUGUGGAGUGGCUGGGUGGGUUUGAACUGCCAGACUUUUGGUUAGCAGCUGAGUGCUUAACUAUUGCUCAUUGGAAUAAGACUAAAUAUCAGUAUUAGAACUCUGUAUUCUCCAAACAGAUAAUAUACCAAGUUAUUACUGCCUUUGAAACAUUUAGAAAAAUUAACCAUGUACUAGCUCAUAAAAAAUUAAUAAUACAAAAAGAGAUAUUUGAGCAGAUACAAAGGAGAUUCAGAAAAUUUCAAGUAGACUCUAUAUAAAGUUCUACAUAAAUAAACUAAAACUUGCAGUGUACGAGACACUACUCUCUCAGGUACCUAGUGCUGCUAUAACAGAAGUACUACAAAUGACUGGAUUUAACAAGCGGGGAUUUAUUUUCUCACAGUUUAGGAGGUUAAAAGUCAGAAUUCAGGGUGCCAAUUCUAACAGAAGGCCUUCUGCCUCUGUCAGCUCUGGAGGAAGGUCCUCGUCUCUUCUGAGCUUCUACUUCUGGGUAGUCUUCAUAUGGCUUGGGAUCUCUCUUCCCCUGUCUCUGCUCUGCUCACUUGUUUAAUCUGUUUUAUAUGUCAAAAGAGAUUGACUCAAGAUACACCUGCACUAAUCUUGCCUCCUUAACAUAACAAAGACAGCCUGUUUCGUAAUGGCGAUUAUAACCACAGGCAUAGAGGUUGGGAUUUACAACACAUAUUUUUGGGGGGCACAACUCAACCCUUAACAACCAAAGAAGGCUAUCUUGACCUGGUGGGCCUGUUUGCUUUCCUGAUAAAUUCUUUGUAACAUUCAUAAAACCAAAAAACCAAACCCAUUGCUGUCAAGUCGAUUCUGACUCAUAGUGACCCUAUAGGACAGAGUAGAACUGUCCCAUACAGUUUCCAAGAAGUGCCUGUGCAUUCGAACCGCUGACCUUUUGGUUAGCAGCCGUAGCUCUUAACCACUAUGCUACCAGGGUUUCCUGUAAUGUUCAUAGAACAAUUAAUUUCAUGCUACAUAACUUCCAAGGCUCAGAAGAGAUAAAUAUGUGUACACACACACACGCAUAUAUGCUUUAAGAGGCUUAUGUAACGCUCGUUAAAAGUUAACAGCCAACAAUAUUUUUAAAAUAUUCACUGUCAGUAAAAAUCCACAAAUAAGAUUAAAAAAAAAAAAAAAAUUAUCUACUGUGACCAAAUAGGGCUUAAAGAAGGCAAAGAUGAUUGGGGAUUUUUUUUGCAUAAACUAUUUCUCAUCAGUAAUUAAAAAAAAAAAAUUUGAACUCAGAGUCCAGUGGGACAUUUAAUAACAUUCAGCACCCAUUUUUGGUAAUCUUUUAGGAAUAUUAUUUUGUUAUUAUGGUACUAAAUAUUUGUUUUCAGCCACUAACCCAUUGUAUAUUAACAGCAAAAGCCCACAAAUAUUUCCCCCAAAAUCGGGAGUAGUGUUAUGAUGCCCAUUAAUAUAGUUGUAUGAAUUGUAGCCAAUGCAAUAAGACAGGAAAUAUAAGUAACAAGUAUAGUUAUUAAACAAAGAGAUAACAUUAAAUUUUUAUAGGCAAUAUGAUAAUAGAACUAUGAAAAUACAAACUAGAAAAUCAGUUAUAAAACUCUUAGAAUUAAGAGAAUUCCAGGAAGUAGUUGGAUAAAUUAUAUAGAGUCAAUAGCAAUACUUGAAGCUUAAAUGAGACAAUUGGUUCCAUUUCUAGUAGAUACAAAGAAGCCAACGUGCCAGGAUUGACUCAAAGAAAGAAUGUGUAUUUACUAAAUUUUCUGCAGUAAGUGUAUAUAGUUUUAUUAUCAGAAAAUAAGUAAUAAACUUCUUAAGGAAGCAAGAUACAAGAUUUUAAUACUUAGGGGUAAGAAAAAUCUAGAGCUAGACCCCAGGUUCUGCUGAAUUUUGUCCGUGAUAGGCUUUCCAAGAUGACUCAGUAAGAAAAUUCGAAUGGCUUUGAGGACUUUAGUGUAAGGACAAUUAAAAGUAAAAUGAAAUUUCAAUCAUUUAUAUGAAAUCUCAGUCAUUUCAAACUAUGUUUGAAAUUUCUUCUGGAAUAUACUUGAGUUUUCUUUUGCAGGGUUUGAUUAUAAGUUCUUAGGUAAAAAAUAGAUCUUGAUAUUUUUAAUAAAUGAUUUCAAGGCCCAUUUUGUUACUGAGGACCUGGAGGACUCUAUCAGAAUUCAUUUCUAGGCUCUCCUUUUAAAGCAAUAAAUUAGGCAGCAGACAACAUGGUAGAGAGCAUCCUUGAAUUUUGGCUGUAAUGCCAAUAAGUAUAUGGUCAACCAUGAACAAGUUAAUGAACUUUUCUUAGCCACAGUUUUGUCUUUGAUAAAAUUUAAAUAAAAAUACCUAUUAGGCUUAUGAGUAUUAAUUGCAGUGAUAGCCCGUUAAAGAAGGAAUCUUCAAAUUUCUACUGUAAAGGGCCAGAUGGUAAAUAUUUUAGGCAUUGCAAGCCAAAUGGUCUCUGUUGCAACUACUCAACUCUGCUAUUGUAGUGUGAACGCAGCCGUAGAUAAUAUGCAAUUGAAUGGGAGUGGCUGUGUUCCAAUAAAACCUUAUUUACAAAUAAAAAAAAUAAGCAGUAAACCAGAUUUGGCUUGUGGGACCAUAGUUUGCAGACUUCUUGCUUUAAAGGAUCAAAUUGUUCUGGUAGCUUAACUGUGUCCCAGAACAAAGCUUAACUGUGUCCCAGAGCAAAGCUCUUUAUGUUUAAAGAAAUACAAAAUAUUCAUUAACCAACAAGGUAAAAGUGCACAAUGUCUAGCGUUUAAUUAAAAUUUACCAGGCAUUCAAAGUAGUGUAAAAAUUAAAUAGCGAAGAGAAAAAUCAAUACAGGCAGACUUAGAAAUGACACAGAUGGUAGAAUUAAUAAACAAAGAUACUGAAAUAGUUAUUAUUACUGUGUUCCAUAUAUUCAAGAUGAUAGAGGAAGCAUAAGCUUGUUAUGGAGAGACAUGGGAGUUAUAAAAAGACUCAAAUUGAACUUCUAGAAGAGACAAACAUCUAAGAUGAAAGCUACACUGGGUGGAAUUAAUGGCAGACUGGACACCACAGAAGAAAAGAUUCAGGGAACUUGAAGACAUAGCAGUAGAAAAGGGGGGAAAAAAAACUUAACAGAGCAUUAUUGCACUGUGGGACAACUUCAGGUGGCCAAAUAUAUGUGUAAUUGGAGUACUCAAAGGAGGGGUGGGUAUAGUGAUAUUUGAAGAAAUAAUAGCUGAAAAUUUUCCAAUUUGGGUGAGAACAAUAAUCCCACAAAUCUAAGAAGCUCAACAAAUUGACACUUAUAGAACACUCUACCCAACAACAGAAGGAUACACAUUCUUAAGUACACCCAGAACAUUUAUCAAGAUAAACCAUAUUCUGGGCUAUAAAACAAGUUUCAGUUUAAAAGGAUUCAAAUUACAUAAAGAAUAUUCACAGACCAUAAUGGAAUUAAACUAGAAAUCAAUAACAAAUAAGUAUCUGGGAAAAUAGUUUGUAGCUUUUCCAAAUAACCCAGGGGCACAUUUUGGACCAAAAAAUACACAUUUUAACAAAUUUCAAAGAACACAACUCAUACAAAGUAUACUUUCAAACCACAACAGAAUUAAACUAGAAAUCAAUGACAGAAAGAUAGCUGGAAAAUUCCCAAAUGUUCUGAAAUUAAACAACAUACUUCUGAGUAAUUUAUGAGUCAAAGAAGAAGUCUCAAGAAUAGUUAAAAAAAUAUUUUGAACUAAAUGAAAAUAAAAGUCUAGUUUAGCAAAACGUAGAUUGCAGCUAAAACACUGUAUAGAUGGAAAGUUAAUAGCAAUAAAUGCAACUAAAAAAAUAAAUAAAGAUCUUUUAAGUUUCUACCUUAGGAAACUAGAGAAAGAAGAGCAAGUUAAACCUAAAGCAAGCAGAAGAAAGUAGUAAAGAGCAGACGUCAACAAAAUUGAAAACAGUCAACAAAAUGGGGAAAAUCAAUGAAACCAAAAGCUGGGUUUUUGAAAAGAUCACUGAAAUGAUAAGUCUCUAGCCAUGCUGACCAAAAAUAAAAAAGAGAAGACCAAGGCAUAGAUUACCCAUAUCAGGAAUGAAAGAAGGGCCAUUAUUACUUACCCUAUUGACUGUACAGGACUAUUAAGGGAAUGCUACAAACAGCUCUGUGUCCGCGAAUUUGAUAUCCUAGAUGAAAUGGACCAAUUUCCUGAAAGAUACAUACAAAUUACCAAAACUUACUUGAGAGAUAGCUAGCCUGAAUAGACCUACAUCAAAGGAAGUUGAAUUCGUUAAGUUAAAAACCUUCCAGAAAAGAAAACACCAGUACCAAAAGGUUUCACUGGUGAGUUCUACCACACAACCCAUGGGUCAAAAAAGAAACCAGAAGAAAUGAAAAUGAAAACAUAAUAUUUCCAAAUGACCCGGAUACAGCUAUAACAGUGCUUAGAGGGAAAUUUUCCCUGCUGCAUGCCUAUGUUAAUCCACCAGGCGCUCCUUGGAAACCCUAUGGGGCAGUUCUGCUCUGUCCUAUAGGGUCACUAUGAGUAGGAACGGACUUGAUGGCACCUAACACCACCUGGCUGUAUUAGAAAAGUAUGGUCUCAGUGACUUGGUGCAGGGGAUUGUCUUAAUUGUCUUCACCUACUUAAAUGUCUUUCAUUAAAAAGUUGGUUUUAUGCCAUUGGAGAAGACAGACUUAGGGGUGGUUACAAAAAGGUGGCUUAGCUCUUUGUGGGAAGGAGACAUUUCAUCAGAAUUCCCCAGCUAUGGGCUGAGUUUCUUUAGCAAGACAUGUUCCUUUACAUAUAUUCUUAAGGGUUCGUCACAGCCCUUAAUUUCUCAGGUAAAUGGUAGGGAAGAAAAAAAUAAUUCUCAAUAUUAAUAGAUAAAAACAUAUUUAAAAUGGUAUGUUAUAUAACAGGUAGCACAACAUAAGAAAGAACAGUAAUCUUUAAAAUCACAAAAUUGUAGAGUGAGAAGGUACCCUAAAUGCUAUUUAGUCAAACAGUGGCCUUCAAUAGUCAUCAGGAUCUUGGAUGAAAUUUAAAAAAGGAACCAUUUACGUUUACAAAUGAACAAGCCCAGUGAAGGAUAACUAAAUCAUUAAAUGACAUACUCAGGAUUCAGAGAAAAUCUCAUCAAGCUCAAGGCCAACCAGAAAUAUUAUGCGAUGUCUUCUGUACUAGAUAAAAAGUUAAAUUAAAUGUCAUUUCCUCUCUAAAUCAUCUCCUGGCUGUCCCAGCAUUAGUGGCCUCUGUCUCUGUCUUUUCAGCUCUGUACUUUUACAGGAAACCCUGGUGGUGUGGUUAAGAGCUACGGGUGCUAACCAAAAAGACUGGCAGUUUGAAUCUACCAGGCACUCCUUGGAAACCCUAUGGGGCAUUUUUCUCUGUCCUUUAGGGUAGCUAUGAGUCGGAAUCGACUCGAAAGCAACGGGGUUUUUUUUUUUUGGUACUUUUACUGUACUACCUACAACAGUACCACCCAUGGAUAGGAUGUUUGUGGAAAAUGAGACAAGGAGUAAAAAAUAAGAUGUGCUGUUUACCACUGGCAGUCUUUUCUUGUGCUAGAAAAUUAUCUGUUUUUCUUAGUUGUAUGAGGGUCAAAUGAAGUAAGAUAAGUAAAGCACUGUCUAUGUACACCAAAUAAUAUCCCUAUAUGUAUUCUUUGGAAACCCUGGUGGCGUAGUGGUUAAGUGCUAUGGCUGCUAACCAAAGGGUCAGCAGUUCGAAUCCGCCAGGCACUCCUUGGAAACUCUAUGGGGCAGUUCUACUCUGUCCUGUAGGGUCGCUAUGAGUCGGAAUCGACUCAACGGCACUGGAUUUGGUUUGGUUUUUAUGUAUUCUUCUCUUCAUGUGGCAGCAGUCUUGUGACAUUCUUCCUAGCAUACUAACACAUUUCUACUUAAAUGGCUAAAUGGCAAGAAGUAAAGCAGAAAUGCACAGAAAAACCAUAUUGCUGCUUUAUAGCAAAUAAGGGUUUGCCUCGGUUAGCUUUUUAAAAGAUCGUGUUUCUGUUCUGUACGGUAGAUUCUCUUUUAUGACAGUUUGAUCUUGGUUCAUUAGUUGGCCCCCAUAAAUGUUGACUCGAGUGCUAAAAAUGUUAGCCCUAGAGUGGGAUCAUGUAAUCCAGAGUCUGAAAGUUAAAUUUUAUGACUUUUUAUUGGGAAGAAAGUGUUUUUUCUCCUCCUAACAAAUUUUACAUUGAUUUUCAUCAUCAAUGAUAAUAGCUACCAUUUAUUGAACAUUUAUUAUAUGCCAACACUGGUCUAGGUACUUGAUAUGUUAUCUAAUAUGAUCUUCCACAAACCCUAUGAGAAAAGGUAUUAUUAUUACUCCUGUUUUACAUAUGAGGAAACGGAGGUUCUGAAAACAUUAAUUGCUUCAUGUUACUAAUGACUAAAAGACGACACCAGAAUUUGAACAUGGAUCUGGCUCCAGUGUUUAUGCUGUCAAACACUGCCUCUCAUUGAAUGAAAGUGAUACAACGCAUUGGGCUUAAAAUUUGAUGUUGAUAACCCUGGUGGCAUAGUGGCUAAGUGCUACAGUUGCUAACCAAAACGGUCAGCAGUUCGAAUCCACCAGGUGCUCCUUGGAAACUUUAUGAGGCAGCUCUCCUCUGUCUUGUAGGGUUGCUAGGAGUCGGAAUCGGCUCGACAGCACUGGGUUUGGUUUUUGGUUUGGUUUAAUACAGUGCAUUGGGCUUAGAAAUUGAUGUUGACUACUUGUUUAAUCAGCACAAUUAUUUAUGCAUCUACUUGUAGUAAGAGAACUUCAGUGAAUAAUUAUAGCCAUAGCACAUAGCAGCUAGGUAUAAUGGAAACAGCAUGACACUGGGAGACAGAAUAUUUGAAUUUAAAGUUUUGACUCUGCUACUUAUUAGUUCUGUGACUUUGGCAAGUCAGUUUACCUCUCUUGUGCCUAUUUUGGUCAUUCAAAAAUAGAAAUUAAUAAAACCACCUGUCCCGGUCGUGGCGAAGAUCAAAUUGAUAUAUCUAUUAAGUCCUUCGCAAAUACUUUUGAAAGAUUUGUAAGUGAACUAAUGAGUAUAUUUGACUAUUUGCCAUACACUUUCUUUAAGUAGUAAAUUUUCUGAGUGCUUUUUAAAAAAUUACUCGAUAUAUACAAACUUUAGUUUCCAGAGAACCACUGUUGACUUGCAGAGUGAUCUCAUAUAGAAAGGGGCUCUGUUUAUAAGACAAGCUUUUUUCCAUGAGAUGGCAUGGUUUUUGUGGGAUGAUUACUUCACAGUACCUUGUGAUACAAUUCUUGAUAGACAUUUCCAUCUCUGUUCUGGAAGAGUCAGAAAACAGGUUAAAUGUGUCACCUAGACCCAAAGUAAGUCAGUGCCAGAAUCAGAUGUAGAAUUCUUAAUUUAACCCCCAUUCCUGUGUACUAACUAGCUACCUGUGCAGUUCAGAGCUCCGUAUUUUCUAAGUUUAUUUCUGGUCCAACCUGAACAUAAGUAGAAGCCUUUCAUCCUUGAAGGCUGGUCAGCCCACUGUCCAUAAUGUCGUCUUUGACAUCAGAUGAACACUCAGUUAGAUGGAUGACUCUGAUGUGGGCGGUGUGGGAAGGUUGUAUUCCUGCCACUUAGCUGUGCUCCUCUAUAUCAAGGAAUGAGCGUUCCAUACCUUUCAUUCCAGUAUUGUUUAUUUUCCUUUGGGUUUAGGAAUUUUGAAACUUAACCCACCUAUUCCAAUGUUGGCUCAGGAUUAGUGACAGAAAUGGGUUGGAGCACAAUAAUUUUUGUGUGUUUUGUUACAGGUGUUCAACAAAGGUUGUUAAAGAAGCAGCUCAGAGUUCAGUGGAUAUCUUGAAAACCUUUUAAUUAUAUUUAUCACUACGGGAAAAAAAAAAAAGAAUGGCUAAAAAGAUUACUCUCACGUCUGCCGUGGCCUCUGUUUUGUGUGACACCUUAAACUCACCGGGGCUUCAAACUCAGAAGGACAGCCUGGUGAUCCUGGAUAUGCCCCAGCUCUAGUGAUGCAGGUUACCUUUCUGCUCCUGGGAUUUCAUCUGUGCCUCAGACUUUUCCCCCAGCUUGAGACUGCUUAUAAACUGGCAUGUGGAAACCCAGGAAGCACAGCUAGUGGCCACUGAGAGGGCCACGUCUGGGUAGAGCCAGGCCCGGACCACGAUGCUGCCUCUGCCCUGUUCUGGCGUUGAGCUGCAGUGGCUCGGCUGAUGCGUCCAGCACCAGGCCCUCGUUUGUGCUUAGAUGGCACAUCUGAAAAGAAAGGUGUGAGCAGCAAAGCCCAUGGCCACCUACCCCUGCCGAUUAUGUGGCAAGACAUUCCUCACCCUGGAGAAGUAUACCAUUCAUACUUAUUCCCACUCCAGGGAGCGGCCUUACAAGUGCUUGCAGCCUGACUGUGGCAAAGCCUUCGUUUCCAGAUAUAAGUUAAUGAGGCACAUGGCUACCCAUUCGCCCCAGAAAUCUCAUCAGUGUGCUCACUGUGAGAAGACAUUCAACCGGAAAGACCAUCUGAAAAACCACCUCCAGACUCAUGACCCCAACAAAAUGGCCUUUGGGUGUGAGGAGUGUGGGAAGAAGUAUAAUACCAUGUUGGGCUACAAGAGGCACCUAGCCCUCCAUGCGGCCAGCAGUGGGGACCUCACUUGUGGGGUCUGUGCCUUAGAGCUAGGGAGCACAGAGGUGCUGCUAGACCACCUCAAAGCCCAUGCAGAAGAAAAACCCUCUACUGGAACCAAGGAAAAGAAGCACCAGUGCGACCACUGCGAGCGAUGCUUCUACACCCGGAAGGAUGUGCGGCGCCACCUGGUGGUCCAUACAGGUUGCAAGGACUUCCUGUGCCAGUUUUGUGCCCAGAGAUUUGGGCGCAAAGACCACCUCACACGGCAUACCAAGAAGACACACUCACAGGAGCUGAUGAAAGAGAGUCUGCAGAAUGGAGACCUCCUGGGCACCUUCCACUCCAUCUCGCCUCCAUUUCAACUGAAGGCUGCUCCUCUGUCUCCUUUCCCUAUAGGAGCACCUGUGCAGAAUGGGCUUGCAGGUAGCUUAUCAGCUGAGGUACACAGCCACCCGCACUGUCCCUCAGAACAAAUCUCCCAGCCUGUGCAGGUCCUGCCAGAGCCCCUCCCCUCCCUCCACCCCUCAGCAUCUCCUAGCUCUCCUCCUCCAGCCCUCCCGAAUCAUAAGUACAACACCACUUCUACCUCAUACUCCCCGCUUGCAAAUCUGCCCAUCAAAACAGAUACUAAAGGAUUUUGCAAUAUCAAUCUGCUCGAGGACUUGCCUCUGCAAGAGCCUCAGUCACCUCACAAGCUCAACCCAGGUUUUGAUCUGGCCAAGGGAAGUGCUGGUAAAGUAAACCUGCCCAAGGAGCUGUCUGCAGAUGCUGUGAACCUAACCAUACCUGCCUCUUUGGACAUUUCCCCCCUUUUGGGCUUCUGGCAGCUGCCCCCUCCUGCUACCCAAAAUGCCUUUGGGAAUAGCACUCUCAGCCUGGGGCCAGGGGAACCUCUGCCCCAUAGAUUAAGCUGCCUAGGGCAACAGCAACAGGAACCCCCACUAGCCAUGAGCACUAUGAGCCUGGGUCAGCUCUCCCUGCCCGCUAUCCCCCAUGUGUUCCCUGCUGCCACUGGUCCUGCUAUCCUGCCUCAUUUCCACCAUGCAUUCAGAUGACUGGCUUUUCAAGUAUCCUUAUCCUGGAGAAUGUUUUAAGAAGCAUCUUAAACAUCAGUUGUAAUACAAGGAAGAUUAGAAAGCAGGACUGGGAAUAUAGGGCUUAUUCAGUAAUGGCUGGCUAGAAAUGAGUUCUCAUACUGCAUGUAUUGUGCCAAUCUGUGCUGUGUGUUAUGCUUCGUACCAAAUGUAACGCGCGCGUGUUCUUUAAUGAAAUAUCGUCAUAACAGACAUCCAAAACAAGGGCUGCUAUCUAUAAAUAGGUGUUUGUCAUAUUGAAUUUAACCGUAAGCCAUGAUCAUAAUAAUGUUAACUACAUAUAUAACUUUAUGUGGCAUUGCCUAGUAAAUGAACUAUGGAAAGGUUUGGCUUUCUUCAAGUCAGGAGAACUUUUAAAAUAAGAAAAUAGCCUUUAUAUGGUAUAUUAUAACUAGGCUGUGUAUUUCUUUUCAGGGAUUUUUCUACCUUCAGGGUUGGAUGUAGUUUAGUUACUAUUGCCAUAGCCAACCUGUAGUCUUAACAAAAACAAUUUCUUGUGGAACAAUAGAUUUCUACAUUUAAAAAAGCAUUUUAAGUUUAGUUUGUAUAUUUUCCACAAGAUGCUACUAUGUGAGUUAUCACUGACUUCAUUUAUCUUAAAGACUAAACUGUAUGUCAGUCAUGUCUGACAGAAAAAAAUUAAAAAAAAAAUCACUGUGUAACCAGGUUAAGGGUAAAAUAAUCUAGGCGUCAGCCAAGAAAGACAUUUUUGCUGACUUUAAUAUUGAUUAUAUUUUUAACAGGAAUUUAUAAAAAUAUUACUGGAAUUUUAAAUAUUUUAAGACUUUCUUUGCUGUAUCUGGCUUAAACUACUACUCUGCUUAAAUAUUGUUUUUAAUCACAAAUAAAAGCAUCUUUAAUUCAUUAA